Molecule: messenger RNA, 681 nt
Organism: Gamsiella multidivaricata
Lineage: Eukaryota; Fungi; Mortierellomycota; Mortierellomycetes; Mortierellales; Mortierellaceae
Product: thioredoxin-like protein
Exons: 3
Coding region: 1-681 (226 amino acids)
Cellular component (GO): cytoplasm
Source: RefSeq, a predicted model, not a curated record
AUGGCGCCCCCAAAGCUCACUCUUUACAAAUGCAGAUACUGCCCCUACGCAGCCCGUGCGGUCCUCGCCAUGGCCGAGACGCAACAGGAGCACGAGGCUGUCGAAAUUGACAUCACAGUUCCCCGUCCUGACUGGUACCUCAAGGACAUCAACCCGUACGGCCAAGUCCCCUCGCUCAAGAUCGACGACAACCACAUUAUUCUCGAGUCCCUCAUUGUCGCAGAGUACAUUGCUGACCUCCAUCCCGAGGUUGGACUGCUCCCUGCGGACCCAUUGCAGCGUGCCCAGGCCCGCUACCUGAUCCAUCACUGGGGUGCACGUACCCAGGCCGCGAUCCACAGGGCGACCAUCACCCUCGACCCUGUUGAGGCCGCAAAGCUCCGUCAGGAGGUCAUUGUCGAGCUCGAGAAGGUCGAUGUGCUCCUCCAGAACGCAGUUCGCAGCCCUUCUCGGGAGCAUGGGCCUUUCUUCUUGGGAUCGAAAUUUACCUUCGCGGACCUCGCUAUCGCACCCCUGCUGGCCCGCUUCUUCUUGGUCACGGCCUACCAAAACGAUAUCACCUAUGACGAAUUCGAGGAGACCCUGCAAGAGAACCCCAAGUUGAAGAGGUUCCUGGAAUGGCGCGAUGCUGCUGAAUUCAUCAAGGGCUUUUACCGCAAGUUCCUUCCCAAGGCUGAAUAA